CUAUUAAGCGCCUCCGGCCUACCCCUCACUCUCUGUCUUCGAUCUCUCGAGAAGACUCUGAUGUCUGAUGACCCGCGCACCAUUUUUUUCUCCUCUGCGGCUGUCGGUCUUCAUGAUGGCGAGUCGACGGCUUCUCUCUUCUGCCCUCUUGAGGUUCCACCGGUGUUCGUGCCGCUUGCCAUUCAUCCCUUCCACAGGGAUCGAGCCCAAGCUUGAUUUGGGGGACGCAUCAUCGAAAGAACCGUUUUCUUGUGAUGGGUACAAGGAUUUCCGACUUGUUUCCCAUUUUUCGACCAAUGUCAGAUUUUAUCGGCGAGCUUUCUCCUCUGAAGCCAUUGAGAGCUGCUGGGCCUGCGGCGCGUCGUCUCCGUUUCUUUAUUGUGAUUCUUGUGGAAGUAUUCAGCCUGUCGAUCCUUCCGUAGAUUACUUCCAAAUAUUCGGCAUGGAGAAGAGCUUCGAUGUUGAAGGCCACAGGUUAGAGGCUAGGUACAAAGAUUGGCAGAAGAAACUCCAUCCUGAUUUGGUCCAUACCAAAUCUGAGAAAGAAAAGGCUUAUGCUGCUGAACAAUCUGCUCGUGUAAUUGAAGGUUACCGCACAUUGACUAAGCCAUUGACAAGGGCAUCAUACUUGUUGCAACUCGAAGGUGUUCAUGUCGACCAAGAAAAAACAAUUUCAGAUCCUGAAUUACUCAUGGAGGCCAUGGAGAUCAGAGAAUCCGUAGAUGAAGCAACCGACGCCAAAUCUCUAAACCAUGUUAAAUCUCAGAUCGACAGCAAACUAGAACACUGGCGUAAUUUGUUUAGAAUUGCAUUCAGGAGCCGUGAUUUUGAAGAUGCUGUCAAGUCAAUUCAGAGGAUGACGUACUACGAGCGUGCCGUUGAAGAAAUAGUGAAAAAACUGUGAUGUUUCUCAUUUGGAUUACAGAGUUCAGGCACCUGUCUACUUCGGUUGUCUCGCUGAAGGAGGUCAGCAGUCCUGUAUGUGGGAGGCCGUGUCGAGGAUGGAAGACUGUACUGGUGGUCAGGACAGGAGUGUUGGAGAGCGCUUUCACAAACUGCCAUGAGAAACGAACAAAAUGCCAUCUGCUUUGAUCAUACCCAGGGAACUUAAUAUUCUCACUCUUCACUGGGGAAAAGAUUCCCUCUUCCAGCAUGAUAAACACGACAUAAUUGUAUUGAAAAAGUAAUUGAUAUUAAAUAUCUUCAGUUAAUAAUUUCCUGGGCGCAUGUUAUGCACUAUCCAUUGGGUCAUACUGACGUGAGUCCUACCUAGACCACUAUUAGGGAAGGAUUUCCUGUAUCUCUUUUGGUUGACUAAUUGUAUUUCUGCAUUGCGAUCCAAGAAGGAGAAUAUGUGUACA
Nymphaea colorata (pocket water lily) is the source of this 1361-nucleotide messenger RNA. RefSeq names its product iron-sulfur cluster co-chaperone protein HscB homolog. Gene Ontology annotation, biological process: [2Fe-2S] cluster assembly; protein complex oligomerization. Gene Ontology annotation, molecular function: ATPase activator activity; protein-folding chaperone binding. Lineage: Eukaryota; Viridiplantae; Streptophyta; Magnoliopsida; Nymphaeales; Nymphaeaceae. The record is from RefSeq and is a predicted model, not a curated record. Bases 68 to 904 code for a protein of 278 amino acids. The transcript is spliced from 6 exons.